UCGCGCUCGCGCUGCCGCCCGACUGCUGCUGCGGCCGAGCCGAGCCCUGCCCCGCCCCGCCACCUUUGUCCCAGUUCCGAGCGGCGCCGGCGGGGGCGGGGGCGGGCACAGCCGCGCUCGGGGGGGCGUCCUGCGCCCCCGCCGGGUGUGAAAUGAGGACACCCCCAAUAAAAACCACCGCCUCAUCUAGCUGCUCCUGACAGGCUCUCCCACCCCAACCCUGGUAGGCAAGCUGAGGACGUGCGGGAUGGACUGUCAGGUGGGCGGAAAGCUGGCUGCAUCAGAGGGUCAGCCCUGGAGCCCGUCUUGUUCCAUGUCUUCAUCAGGACCUGGAAGAUGGCAGAGCGCCCUCAGCAAGUCUGCAGGUGACACCCAGCUGCGGGGAGCAGUAGAUACACAGGAGGGUAGAGCCAGGACUCAGUGACCUAGACAAACUGGAGGAUUGGGCCAAAAGAAACAUCAUGAGGUUCAAACAAAGACAAGUGCAAAGUCCUGCACUUAGGACAAAACGAUCCCAUCCACCAGAACAGGCUGGGGACUACCUGGCUGGACAGCAGCUCUACAGAAAAGGUCCUGGGAAUUACUGCAGUGGAUAACAAGCUGAAUAGGAGCCAGCAGUUGUUGCAAAGGCAGCGAAUGGCCUCCUGGGCUGCAGUGCGGUGUGUUUGUCAGCAGAUGAAGGGAAGUGAUUCUUCCCAUCCAUUCAGCGCUGACAACUCCAAAAGACCACAAUAGAUUUCUGGAGUCGGAAAGGACCUGGUAGAUCAUUGGGUCUGACCCCCUGCUCCAGGCAGGAAAGAGCGCUGGGGUUGGUAACCCCAGCCAGAUGCCUAUCUAAUCUCCUCUUGAACAUCUCCAAGGUUUUUUGGUUCUUUCUGAAGAUCUGAACAUCUAGUUUUCCAGUCAUCUGGGUCUCUCCAGGUUUCCUGUCUGCUGUUUUCAGAUGCAAAACCGAACUUCUGUGACAGCAAAGAUGAUUUGGAGGAAUUAAAGAAGUGUUCCAAUUUAAGGAUAGGUUGCUGCUUGCAGGAUGCCAGAUGCCACAAAAGGGCAUGAGUGCGCCACAUAUCCCAGCUCUAUAGUUUCCACAUUGGGAGAGUUCUUCAUCAAGCUGCUGCAAUUUCCUGUGUUCCUCAGGAGAGGUUUUUUGGUUCUUUCUGAAGAUCUGAACAACCCAUUUUCCAGUUAUCCGAGUCUCUCCAGGCUUCCUGUCUGCUGUUUUCAGCAUGGAGAAGCUUGUUAUGUGUCUGCACAGAAGGCCUGAUGCAGUAUACAGGCUGAUUUGCUUUCCCUGGGCUGGAGGGGGAGCUUUCCAUUUUGCUCAAUGGAGCUCACUCUUCAACAGUUCAAUAGAAGUGUACUCUUUAAGGUUUCCUGGAAGAGAAUCUCGUGUGAAAGAUCCUUGUGCACAAGACAUGACAACUCUAGUUAGUGAUAUUGUUAGUAGUUUGUUAAAAGAGCUGCAAGAAAAACCUUUUGCAUUUUUUGGUCACAGUUUUGGAUCUUAUGUUAGUUUUGCAACUGCAGUACACUUAAAAGAGAAGUAUGGUCUACAACCAGUACAUCUUUUCAUGUCAGGAGCAUAUGCACCACAUUCAAAAAGUCGUCCUUCUGUCCCACCUUUAAAGGAUGUAUCUGAUGAGGAACUUUUUUCAUGGAUAAAUUCUCUUGGAGGUGUUCCUCCUGAGUGGCUUCAGAGAGAGGAUGCUGUGAAACUCUUGAUUCCUCCAGUAAGAACAGAUCUUGAAGUUUUCCAGACAUUUGUUUGUGCAGAACCAAAAAAUGUUCUCUCUUGUGACCUAACAUGCUUUGAUGGGUCUGAAGAUUUGACACAUGAUUUAGAAGAAUGGAAGGAUGUAACAAGUGGCGAGACCACUAUUCACGAACUUCCUGGAGGCCACUUUUUUCUGCUGGAACCUUCUAAUGAAACUUUCAUAAUAGAUUAUAUAACAAAAUGCAUAGAAAAUGCUGAUUUCUGAAUAUUCACCUUUAUUUUUUUGUGGGGAGGGUAUAAGCUUGGUCCAAGGGAAUAAAUAAUAAGGAACCUUUCCUAUGUAAUUGCACAAUUGAGAUGACAAGAUAAGAAACUUGCUGUAGUUUAAUGGCUAAGUUUAUUAAUAUUGUAUUAUAUAUGGCAAAAGAUUUUUCCAGGAUUUCAUUUAAGGCAAUUGUUAGAAAAAGAGAAGGAAGGAAACUUUCUAAUUCUUAAAAGCAGGCAGUCCACAAGCCACUUGGAUUUUCUGUGCGACAAGCAGACCAGGAUUUGAGGAUGGUAAGAAGCUAGCAGGCAAAAAGCAACCCAAAGAUGGUUUCUUCAGCAUCAGUAGUUUCCUAGCUUCCCUCUAACUUAGGAACCUGGCCCAAGCAAUCAUUUGGGUCUCACUUCCAGUUAAAAUGUAGCAUUCUUAUGCCAACUAAUAUAGCUUUCUUAUAUCUAUCUCCAUGACUGAAAUAGAAGCAGAAUUACUUGUGCUAGUCAAGCUACAGUAUAUUGAACUAAUUUCUUAGGUCAUAUUUUCUUUAAAUCUAUCCUCUUUGAGACCUCAUUAGUUACUACUAUACAGGGCAUUGAAAAAUGCUUGCUUUAUUUUAUUUGUGUUGUUGUUAUUAGAAUCCCACUUUAUCCCAUAACCUCUCGGGGUGGGGGGGAAUGACGGUUAAAAAUGCUAUCUUCAGAAUUCGCUCAAAGAGUAGGAAACUGGAUGUAAUACUUCUGCCCCCUAAAAAAUAUAUAUAUAUAUGACAGGUGAAAUCUCUAAACCAAUCUAAUUGGUAACUUUAUUCAAAAUAAGCAUACUCGGUAUCUGAGAAGUUCCAUACAUAUGUCAAUCACUUCUUACAGUUAAAUAAUUCAUGCUUAGUAAAUCAUGGUGUCAAACUAAAUGUGAAAACAUUAUUGCAUUUUUUCCUCAAAAUAGUUAGUUCAUUAGCUUCUGAGGAGUUAUUGGUUUUUGUUUUUGUUUUUUUUUCUGGAAAUUAUCUGGAAUAUUCUAGAUCCCAUAUUUUUCUAUCAUCUCUUUUGCUUUAGAGAUGUAGGCAUUCAUGGCAUCUUCCUUUGAUAAACCUGCAAUGGAAAGUAGCAGUCAUUACAUCUCCUUAUUUGGUAUUCUAUAAAAGCAAUGAAAAUAGUAGAAACUUAAAUACUAUAACACCACCUUUUUUAAGGUUCCAUGCUUCCCAUUUGGCUUUGCCUUUUAAGUCUAGCACUCCUGGACACUCUGCCAAAAGAAACAGAUAAAUAAACUUGUUGUCACUAUGCAAUCUCACCUAAAGAUUGUUGAAUAGCUUUAAAGUUACAGAAUUAAAUAUGCUAAACUGAAUAUGCACAGAGAAAAAUACCAAUAUUAAUGUCUCCAACAGUAGACUGUUUGUAGAGUCCAUAUAGCUCCUUCAGUUCUUCAUCACUUGGUCUUGUUUUUAAUUUUUUUACCUCUUCUGCAGCACUGUCAAAGUCAGCCUGAUAAGAAGAAAGAAAAAUCAAAACAAUACAGACUUAGACAUUUUGUCCCUCAACUUGCAUGCUUCAAGUGCUCAGUAUAACAUACAUGUACUGGCUGUUUCCACAUUGUCACUGAUGCCAAAAUUAAUAAAUCAGGAAUAUGACCAGCUUGGUUAAUAAAUCAACUCUGUUAAAAGAA
This is a messenger RNA of Alligator sinensis (Chinese alligator), 3638 nucleotides long. RefSeq names its product oleoyl-ACP hydrolase (gene OLAH). The transcript has 11 exons. Gene Ontology annotation, biological process: lipid biosynthetic process. The coding region runs from base 1227 to 1979 and encodes 250 amino acids. The record is from RefSeq and is a predicted model, not a curated record. NCBI's taxonomy places the organism in Eukaryota, Metazoa, Chordata, Crocodylia, Alligatoridae.